CUCCACAACUUCCGUGGUGUCUCAACUUAACUUAAACUGAAGAAACUUGUGGACAAAGAAGUGUUGAUGACUGUGAUGGAUAAAGACAAUUUUGCAUGCAACACAAAGGGCAAGGACAGGUGUCUUUGUUAGAGAAACCCUCGAUUUCAUCACACAAGAAAAUGUUAAAACACUUACAAGACAAAAGGAUUAGAAUGAAGCUACAAAUUUUACCCUUACGUGUUUCAUUGUGUAACUAAUUUUUGCUAGAAUUUAAGUCCAAAUUGUUACUGGCACUCCUCAAUUUAACAUUCUUGAUUGAUGGGUUUUUUCCAUUUCUUGAAAGCUGAGGUUAGUAGAGCAUUUCAAGUGAAUUUGAGUGCUAUUUUUAACUACAUAGAUUGUAAAGUUAGAAUCUUUGGUUCAAUUCUUCAGUUUCUUGAACCAGUAAAGAGUUGUUCAUAUGAAUCCACCAAACCCCAUGUUGAUAAAAAUCAAGAAAAUGCUGUUUCUGCUUAUGAAGAGGUUAGCAAGAAGCUAAAAUACAAGAAAAUAAAGAGGCAGCAGCCUAAGGAAUGGAGGUGUAUAGAUAACUGUUUUUGGAUAAUUGGAUACUUGUGCACAACUUGGUGGCUGCUUUUAUUUCUAUGCAAUUUCUUGCCAGGAGUUAAAGUGCCUAUAUCACCUGGAAGUAGGCUAAAAAAUGAAGGGUUAAAUGCUCAUCAUCCUGUUGUUUUGGUGCCUGGGAUUGUAACUGGUGGUCUUGAACUUUGGGAGGGCAAGCCUUGUUCUAAAGGAUUAUUUCGUAAGAGACUUUGGGGCUUUAGCUUUGCUGAAAUAUUCAAGAGGCCAUUAUGUUGGUUGGAGCACCUAUCUUUGGAUAAUGAAACAGGGCUUGAUCCACCGGGGAUUCGAGUGCGUGCAGUUGCAGGAUUAGUUGCAGCUGAUUAUUUUGCUCCUGGUUAUUUUGUUUGGGCUAUUCUUAUUGAAAAUUUGGCAAAGAUUGGAUAUGAACAGAAGAAUAUGUACAUGGCUUCUUAUGACUGGCGGCUAUCCUUCCAAAAUACAGAGAUCAGAGACCAAUCUUUGAGCAGACUAAAGAGAAAAAUUGAGCUUUUGUAUGUAACAAAUGGUUACAAGAAAGUGGUGGUAGUGCCUCACUCGAUGGGCGUUACCUAUUUCCUCCACUUCCUUAAAUGGGUUGAAGCAUCUCCUCCUGUUGGAGGGGGUGGUGGACCAGGUUGGUGUGCCAAGCACAUCAAAGCAAUCAUGAAUAUCGGUCCGGCAUUUCUUGGAGUUCCAAAGGCUGUUGCUAAUAUAUUGUCUGCUGAGGGAAAAGAUGUUGCGUUUAUCAGAGCCAUGGCUCCUGGUCUGUUAGACUCUGAGACCUUCGGCUUUCAGACCCUUCAACAUGUUAUGAGGGUAUUUCGAACAUGGGACUCAGUCGUUUCAUUGCUACCCAAAGGAGGAGAGACAAUCUGGGGCGACCUGAAUAGGUCUCCGGAAGAAGAAAAUGUAUGUUAUUCAGCAAAAAACAAAUACCUGCGUUCCUUUUCAAAGGAGAACGACGGAAAUAAUACUGACCCUCGGAGGAGUAUCCAGGUAAAAGAGCUGGUGAAAUAUGGAAGAUUAAUAUCAUUUGGGAAGACAGCGUCCGAGAUACCUUCUUCACAGCUCUCUUUUGUUGAUCCAAAGAAAUUUGUGCAUGAGUAUGCGCCUGUUUCCAGCACAUCGUGUGAAGAGUUGUUGACAGAGUAUGAUGAGAUGAGUCGAGAGAACAUCAAGAGAGUGACUGAAAACAAAGCCUACACGGCAAGAACUCUAAUACAUCUCCUCAGGUUUGUAGCACCAAAAGCGAUGCAGCGUGCUGAGGCACACUUCUCCCAUGGAUUAGCAGAGAACUUGGAAGAUCCAAAAUAUAGUCAUUACAAGUACUGGUCAAAUCCACUUGAAACCAUGUUGCCAGAUGCUCCUGAGAUGGAGAUUUUCUGUUCAUAUGGAGUGGGAAUGCCCACGGAAAGAUCGUAUGUCUACAAGAUGUCACCUUCUGACAGAUGCAAGAGCAUUCCUCUUCAAAUUGAUACCUCUGCAGACGGAAGCCAUAAUGGCUGCUUGAGUGGUGGAGUAUACUUUGUCGAUGGCGAUGAUAGCGUACCAGUCUUAAGUGCUGGCUUCAUGUGCGCAAAAGGAUGGCGAGGCAAGACACGUUUCAACCCCUCGGGCAUUGCUUCUUACGUAAGAGAAUACCAGCACAAGCCACCAUCCAGUCUGCUAGAAGGUAGAGGCACAGAGAGUGGUACCCAUGUUGACAUUCUUGGGAACUUUGCCUUGAUCGAGGAUGUUCUACGAGUUGCUGCUGGUGCCUCAGGUACAGAGUUAGGUGGUGAUAGAAUUUAUUCGGGUAUCAUAGAAAUGUCGGAACAGAUAGAUAUUCAGCUAUGAGAGUAUAUGGAUGAUGAAGAACAAAGUACAGGUCGGGAAAGAGUUUAAAAGAUGUCGGAGUAAAGAUGAGUACGCUAGUGUUGUUAAUGGCGUUGCCGGACACAACUCAGGAGACAAACUUGAUAGGUUUUUUAUGACAAAUGACUUGAGAGAGCUCCAAGAAAGAAUCAGGGUAAAUCAGGUGGUUAUGGGGCAACAUUGACAUUGAUUCUAAGUUUCUAACUCAGACAGUAGCAUUUAAUUUCUGACCUACGUAAUCUACUAAUGAUAAAUUCUCAGUUUCUCUAAUCAAGUUGAGUAAAACUCCUCAGGCGUUAACGAUCA
Capsicum annuum is the source of this 2745-nucleotide messenger RNA. RefSeq names its product putative phospholipid:diacylglycerol acyltransferase 2. The coding region runs from base 301 to 2421 and encodes 706 amino acids. The record is from RefSeq and is a predicted model, not a curated record. Gene Ontology annotation, biological process: lipid metabolic process. Lineage: Eukaryota; Viridiplantae; Streptophyta; Magnoliopsida; Solanales; Solanaceae. The transcript is spliced from 6 exons. Gene Ontology annotation, cellular component: cytoplasm.